This is a messenger RNA of Lotus japonicus, 995 nucleotides long. Its product is annotated as NAD(P)H dehydrogenase (quinone) FQR1-like. The transcript is spliced from 4 exons. The record is from RefSeq and is a predicted model, not a curated record. NCBI's taxonomy places the organism in Eukaryota, Viridiplantae, Streptophyta, Magnoliopsida, Fabales, Fabaceae. Bases 133 to 744 code for a protein of 203 amino acids. Gene Ontology annotation, molecular function: NAD(P)H dehydrogenase (quinone) activity; FMN binding.
UGUAGAGGAUUGUCUAUAAAUAGCAAGUGCUCCCUCUCCAUUUCACUAUCGUCGUCAACUUCACCAGUGCUUCGUUUGCGUAACAGCGAAUCACAGUUGAACUCGCAACAGAGACCUUCCAAGACUUCAUCAAUGGCGGUCAAGGUUUACAUUGUGUACUACUCCAUGUAUGGGCAUGUGGAAAAACUAGCAGAAGAAAUAAGGAAAGGGGCUGCUUCUAUAAAAGAUGUUGAGGCGAAACUAUGGCAGGUACCUGAGACACUGUCAGAUGAGGUGCUUGGUAAGAUGAUGGCACCACCCAAGACUGAUGUGCCGAUCAUUACCCCCAAUGAACUCCCUGAGGCUGAUGGCUUUGUUUUUGGCUUCCCGACAAGAUUUGGAAUGAUGGCUGCUCAGUUUAAAGCUUUUUUUGAUUCGACCGGAGGUUUAUGGAAAAAACAAGAGCUUGCAGGCAAGCCUGCUGGAAUCUUCUACAGCACUGGUUCUCAAGGAGGUGGACAAGAGACUACAGCGCUUACUGCUAUCACUCAGCUGGUUCAUCAUGGAAUGCUAUUUGCUCCAAUCGGUUACACAUUCAAUCGCAUGUUCGAGAUGGAGGAAGUGAAAGGUGGAAGUCCAUAUGGUGCUGGAACUUAUGCUGGUGAUGGCUCCAGACAGCCAACUGAGCUUGAGUUGAAGCAAGCAUUCCACCAAGGGAAGUACAUUGCCUUCAUCACAAAGAAGCUCAAGCAAGCUCCUGCAUGAUGUUGUGAUCAUCAUAUAGAACACACCAUUAAACGAUACCAAACUAUUGCUUAAAACCCAUUACCCAUUUUUAGCUUUCCACAAUAUUGAGCUAUAUUUUCCUGUCCUGCAAGUUUAUUUUUUAAUAUUUUAAAAAACAAAAAUGCAUUAUAUGCGUGUUAUAGGAUGCAGUGGUUGUUGCAAUUCGAUAAAUGAUGAAAGUUUGGUUUGUCUUAUCCUCUUGAGUUAGGCUGAGCAAACUCUUGUUCCCA